GUGCCAUCUUGCUCUCCAUUGCCUUCCAACAACACUCGCCCACACGUUACAAUUACUAGCGGUGGACGGGACUUUUGGCGACUCCUCAUAGCGGGACGUCAGGUAUCCUGCGGUAAGCGGCAGCAGAGAUUCCAGAGACACAUCCUUUAUCUUGGGCGUUUCAAAGAAGCGGCACGGCACGAUUUGACAAAGUCACCCCACCGAUGGGUGCAGAGUUGCUUGACGCAUUAUUCUCUCCUCAAGCGCUUCUUUGGAGUAUCAUUGUUGACGCAUCGCCAGUGUAUUCAUUAGCCUUGGAGGACUGUUCGACUCAGCUUUCCACGCCGGUUCGCGCGGAGCUGCGACCUUCGGAAAGCCCGUCCUCUGGCAAGAUGAUAAAACUUUGAGAGGCAUUUCAUUCUCGUUACAACGUUGUCAUGGACCCCACUAUGACUGCCGUCUCGCCCUCUGCUUCCGAAUUCCAGAUCAUUACCAUUGGAGAUGAUCACCAGCCACUCUCCCCGUCCGAAAGGCCUACAGCUUCGACUCCUUCAUUCUCAGAGUUACCAUUACCAGCAACCGCACCACAGCAUCAUGGACGCUUAGGAACGCCUUAUCAAACUAUGCCUGGGGGGUUGUCGGUGUCGACGCUCAACCGAAUGACGCCACCAAUGGCAGCCCCACCACCACUUUCUUCGACGCCAGGCUCUUCUUCUCACUCUGAACUCGCAUCGUCGCCAGGCACCAGGACAUCACUAGGUCGGAGGAAACGACAAUCCUCAAGCCAAAUCCCAAUCAUGGUCCCGCCACCGGCCAAUUCCAUUGGAGCUCUUUCACCGUCAUCACAGGGACCUCCGCCAUUGUCACCCCCUCCGAAUCAAUAUCAGGCUCGUCAGCGAACAUCUGCCGCAUCACCUCACAACAGCGUAACCUCACCAUUGUCCGCCAGCACGACACCCAGGUUGUACGUCAACACACGGCCACCACUAGCCUCAACCGAAUACAACGUAAACAGCGCCUCUAGCCGCAGUCCUAGUAGCGGCGCGAUGACCGGCGACCAACCAUCUUCCCCCUCCCCACUGAGCAACCCAAAUCUGCAACAGCUGGAACGAAAGCGACAGUCAUAUAUAUACGCCAAAUACCGUAAGCAGUACAAUCCUUCGGGUCCUAAGGCUGAUCUCAACCCAGACCGCGAAAGAACCUUCGUGCGAGUACGAAAUUGGCCGGAGAAACGUACGACUUUGCGUCCAUCUGGAAGUGUACCGAAUGUCUACCGCUUAACUGCCCAUUUGCUGACAACCUAUGUUCGUAUCAAUCCGGAUUUUUGCUACCAGUCUAACCAUAAUCCACGACGGGUCUUGACCAAGCCAUCUAAACCAAUGCAUAACCACGGGAGGGAUAAUGAAGAUUGGGACUAUUUGCUCUAUGUAAAUGAUAUCAUUGGAAGUCAGGAAGGGCGUCAGUAUCAAAUUAUGGAUGUCUUGGGUCAGGGUACUUUUGGUCAGGUCGCCAAGUGUGUGAAUAUCAAGACCAAAGAAGCAGUUGCAGUGAAGGUCAUCAAGAAUAAGCCCGCUUAUCAUAACCAAUCUUUGAUGGAGGUAGCAAUUUUGGAACUGUUAAAUCUCACCUUUGACCCAAACGAUGCGCAUCAUGUUGUCCGAAUGAAGGAUCACUUUAUCCACCACAACCACCUCUGCAUCGUUUUUGAGAUGCUCAGCGUCAAUCUUUACGAACUCAUCAAACAAAAUCAAUUUCGCGGCCUGUCAACCAAUCUGGUCCGCAUCUUUAUUCGACAGGUACUGGAUGCCUUGACCAUCCUCAAUAAAGCGCGCAUCAUACAUUGCGAUUUAAAACCUGAGAAUAUCUUACUAAAGAACUUGGAGUCACCCAAUAUCAAGGUCAUAGACUUUGGCUCUGCAUGCCAUGAGAAUCAGACGGUGUACACGUACAUUCAGUCGAGAUUCUACAGAUCUCCGGAAGUUCUGCUCGGAUUACCGUAUACUUCCUCGAUCGACAUGUGGUCUUUAGGGUGCAUCGCUGGCGAGCUUUUCCUAGGUUUGCCACUAUUUCCGGGAACUUCAGAGUACAAUCAAAUAGGACGCAUUGUUGAGAUGUUAGGACCCCCACCCGCAUAUAUGUGUGAGAAAGGAAAGUCAGCACGUAAUUUCUUCAAUAAGAACUUUGGGCCUGAUGGAAGAGUGACAUACGCAUUUAAAACUCCUGAGCAGUACAUAAAGGAGAGUGGAACCUUCGAGCAGCCUUCCAAGAGGUAUUUUACCGGUACCACCUUGGAAGAGAUCAUAAACCAGUAUCCAAGUGUGCGAAAAGGGGCUUCCCCCGAAGAUCUUGAAAAGGAAUCGCAGCAACGCCAAUGUUUCAUCGAUUUCCUUAGCGGUCUUCUGACCUUGAAUCCUUUUGAGCGAUGGACUCCGCAACAAGCCAGACUGCACCCCUUCAUCACAGGUGAACGAUACACUGGUCCGUUUUUGCGCUCAGGCGCGCGCACAACGACGCCACAACUCCCUACCCCACGCGCGCUUUCACCGUCGUCAGACUCCGAAUAUCGAGAACCCGCUAAACGACGACCACGCGCUAACACCAUUAGCAGCUUACAAGAAACUCUACCCCCUCAGUUGCAGAGAUUGGCCGCUAUCCAUCAACGCGGAUCGAAUGACGUCAAACGGAGCAGUGGGCUGAAAAUGGAAGUAGAUUUGUCGCCGAAGGACAUGGAAACGGAUGAAUCUCUGGCCAUUGACGAAGCGGCUCCGGCCGACGAAUCGUCCUUGUAUCAGCCAUUAUCUGAAUCUGCUCAACGAAGCCAUGACGUGAGAUCUCCGAAGGAUAGUUCUGCUACCCCGAUGGAAGUUGACAAUCCUAGAAUUUCUACGAGCCCCUACUCGCGAUCUGCGAGCGAUCGUGAAUUUGUGAGCGCACGGCAAAGUACGGUAUCGUCACCCAGCACCCGAUCCUUUACCAGCAAUUUGACGACAGUGGGAGAGGAUGGAACGACUGACGGACUUCGAAGCGUCAGUGUCUCCCACAUGGCAAGCACAAUCGAUGAUAGCGCACAUACGUCACCAAGUCAAACUCUACUGCAGAGUAGUAUCGAAACAGACUCUACACCCAUUGUUGGCAUCAGCGUACUAUCAUCAAAUCGUCCGAUCUCUGCGGGACAUGAUGAACAAGCGUUAGAUCCAUCUGUGGGUGGGUCUACUAUGGAAAAUGAUCCUGCUUUGCAGCAAUAUGAGGAUGGCUCAGGAAUGCGUCAAGUUGCAGAAAGCAUGGCCGACAUUCGCAUAACACCUUGCUCUGCUAAGCUGAACCAAGGGGCGAGUGCGACAGACAAAAAUGUCGCAGAGACAGGAGAUACCCUUCAUCAGGAUCGUCUCAAUGAAAAGGCGCAUACUCACCGUACUGUUCAAGAGGAUGUGGACGAGGUUCACGGUCCCCCUGCGCUUACCAGCGGGGGCGGUGUAAAUCCAGGAGUCUAUCAUACAUACGAUCUGUUGCAGCAUGGGGGACAAAACGUAGCAAGGUCGACAUUAGGGCCCAUGUUGUCAGGCUAUCCUUUGCGGAAGGCCCGCUCGCAAAUGAUUGAUCAAACGGAGAGCGACCCAAGGUCACCAGAAGGGUAUAGCUCGGCGAUGGCAUUGGCGGCAUCGAGCGCCGGAUUUUUUCCAUGGAAUCUUUUGACGCGGGGGUCGGGAACCUCCCAGUCCCAAAGUGUCUCGUUUUCGGAUGAUAAUUUGUCUCUUUUGAUUGGAGAUGGGCAUCCUCGACAUGGCGAAACGGGCGAGCGAAGCGCGUUACCUUCCAGGCGACCGUCCAUGUAUAGCUCAGUCGAAUGGGAUCCUUUUGGCGAUUUAGAGCGGGGCGCAUCGUCGGCCACUGGGAGUCAUCAAUCAAGUCGACGUGGAUCUGCGGAUGUCCGAGUACAUGGUGAAGACCGAUCGCUGCAUACUAAUGCGAAUGUAGCUGGAGGAGUGAGACUGUCUGUUGGAGAUCCGAGGGUUACUGGUGGACUUGGUGUAGAACAGGUAGCUGCACAAAUACGAAGAGGAUCAGCACCUCACGGGAGUGUCGGAGGAACGGAAGAUCGGUCGUUGAAUCAGACGUCGAGCUUCUCAAGUAUGCCGGAUUUACUACAGAGAUGUCACAGUCACUCAACGUCCGGGCAUGCAGGGUCUAAGGGUAGCGGUGACGUCGCAAGAGCGCCAGACGUGCCAGCGAGACGGACAUCGAUGGUAGCUGUGAAUAUGGGUCUUCCUAUCAUGGAACCUUUGGAAGUCGCGUAUGGUGCCAUGCCUGGCGGGUAUACAGCAACUCGGUACCAUGAUAUCGCAUGGGGUAAUCAUAACGGACAGGAUGAAGGGGGUGGUAGGGUGUCGCAACAAGUCCAUGGAAGGGCGUACAAUGGGUCCGCGGAUUCCGCACGCGACAAUGUAGAUCCCCAAUACCAACGACGCUCACCUGGACGAAAGUAUUCAGCUUCAGGACCACAUUAUGCGCCUGCCGAGUGGGUUCAGAUAUCGCGGAAUAAUUCUCCCAAUCCACCCUCAUUCGUACCAGUCGCGGCCACCGAAAGCUGGAGACAACAACAGGGAAUGCUGCCAAUGCAUUACCCACCAGCACACCAUCGACAGGUUGAACCGUUGUAUAAUGGUGCAGGGCCAUCCCUUCCUGGGUAUAGUGCUCUUUCCGCCACAACGUCCUCGGCUCUCAAUGGUGCGCUAUACGAGAAGCGACAUUCAGCAUCUUCGAUGGCUGCUGUGGCAGCCGCAUAUGGUGAUCCGGCAGUUGUUCACACUGGACGAAGUGAGGCCAUCUAUGACAGCCUGUCGCAUUAUCCCAGUGGGGGAUACACGACAAGCAACGGUGGCGACCUUGCUACCCGAGUGGGCACAAUAUCCCCGCGAAAUCCGCAUGAUAAUUCCUAUCGGGGUACUGGGACAGGUAUUGCAGAGGUACCCAGCACCGCUCGACAGGAGUUGGAAUCUGAUCCGUCUGCCCAAAUUCAUCCGUUUCAUGUGGCAAAUAUGGCUCAUCAUUACGGAGGAAAUCUGCCAGAUGACCCGUACUCAACGCCAUCAUUCGAUGCUCCAAUACCAUCGGUUGGCUAUCACCACACCCGAAUCUGGCCGCGCGUGCCACCUACUACCCAGUAUUCUAACGUAGCUUGGGGCGCUGGGGUAGGAACACCAGAAGACCUAGAGCAAAGAGGAGGAACAGGUAGGCAAGAGUCGCACAGCCAUCUUUCCUCUGUGGUCAACAGUAGUCCAGGAUCCCAUCUCUACCCGAUUCCAUCUCCUACGGGUUCACCGGCUGGCGAUUUGUAUCGAAAGGCUAAAAGCAUGAGUUGGGGAAGCCUAUCCACUGGGCUCCUUGGCGGCAGCGCCAAAUCAACGACAACCGAGCGAUCACGUCACAGUACCGGUCUUGGCUUGGGCGCUGUCUUGACAGGACACAGGGUGGCGAAUAGCGGUGGCUCAAGCAUGGCAACGUCACCUGCAUCUCCGGCCUCGUCGGUUGCAGCUCUGGAUCCUGGUGGGUAUAUUAAUGAUGGAUCUACAGGGGAGAGAUCCGACGAAUCUUGGUCGCGGCGACGACGACGAAGUGAAGAUGAGGAGGUUUAGCUAGAUAGGUAGGAAGAUAUAAAAGUUUGGAAUUAACAAUAGGGGGCUCUAAGACACGGUUGAGAGAAUGUGACUUUUGACCUAGACAAACUACGCUCUGGUCUGAGGGAGCUGUGUGUGUGUGGAGGCCGUGGUAGCUUUGUAUGCGCUUGUUUUUAUUUUUAUUGGAAAUGAAUUCACACAGACAGCCUGCUUUCAAGUGGGUAUGCCUAUGGA
Molecule: messenger RNA, 5828 nt
Organism: Spizellomyces punctatus DAOM BR117
Lineage: Eukaryota; Fungi; Chytridiomycota; Chytridiomycetes; Spizellomycetales; Spizellomycetaceae
Product: CMGC/DYRK/YAK protein kinase
Exons: 11
Coding region: 417-5612 (1731 amino acids)
Biological process (GO): peptidyl-threonine phosphorylation; peptidyl-serine phosphorylation
Cellular component (GO): cytoplasm; nucleus
Molecular function (GO): ATP binding; protein serine/threonine kinase activity; protein tyrosine kinase activity
Source: RefSeq, a predicted model, not a curated record